Molecule: messenger RNA, 1361 nt
Organism: Nematostella vectensis (starlet sea anemone)
Lineage: Eukaryota; Metazoa; Cnidaria; Anthozoa; Actiniaria; Edwardsiidae
Product: mitochondrial import inner membrane translocase subunit Tim10
Exons: 2
Coding region: 141-410 (89 amino acids)
Biological process (GO): protein insertion into mitochondrial inner membrane
Cellular component (GO): mitochondrial inner membrane
Source: RefSeq, a predicted model, not a curated record
AGCCGCUAGUCGACCAGCGGAUCUUCCACUAAAAACCAAGAUGGCGGUUGUUUCUUGAUCAAGCACGUGAAAAGACAUAUUACUCAAUCCCUUGCUAAAACGGAUCCGAGUCGUGAGAAAAAUACACCGCAUCUGCCAUCAUGGACCCCGCGAAGGCUCAGAUGGUCGCAGACCUUGAGAUUGAAAUGAUGACAGACUUGUACAACAGGCUUACUGUUGCUUGUCAAAAGAAGUGCAUUUCUCCCAAGUACAAGGAAGGAGACCUCACAAAGGGUGAAUCUGUCUGUUUGGACAGAUGUGUCGCCAAGUAUCUGGAAAUUCAUGAGAGAAUCGGCAAGAAACUGACUUCAAUGUCCAUGCAAGAUGAGAAACUUAUGAACCAAUUACAAGGACAGAAAACAGGGAACUGAUGAGAGACUUAUGAACCAAUUACAAGGACAAUAAACUUAUAAGAACCUUAUGAACCAAUUGCAAGGACAGAAAACAGGGAACUGAUGAGAGACUUAUGAACCAAUUACAAGGACAAUAAACUUAUAAGAACCUUAUGAACCAAUUGCAAGGACAGAAAACAGGGAACUGAUGGGUGGCCAAUACUGCACUUGUAUAUUUAAGCCUUGUUUUCACAGAACUUGGUGACAAUUCCAGACCGGAUUACAGUGUAUUUGUUCAAGGUGCUUACUAAGCAUGUCAAAUUUUAGCAUAUCCCUUCAAUAAAUUAAUUUUUGCAACAAGAAUUUGGAACAUUUUCUGUGAUAGGUUGCUAAGUUUGUUUACACCUUUUGCAGCCAAUGCUAAUACAAGCAUUAUCAGGUUACAUUACUGUGAUCGUACAAUGGUUCAACUCAACUGGCUGGCAUAGUUGUGGGACACCAAUACUGUAGUCCAAAAUGUUCAGUGUUCGUAUUAGAGAUUAUCUUCUGCCCAGAGCCGCAAAGGCUGGCUCUGCUAACAGAAGAGUCAUUAUCUAGGUCACAGAAGGGGGUUGGAGUGAUCACGUUUGUUGAUAACAGGCAUCAUUCCCAUGUUCUGCUAAGGUAGGAGGGCCACCAGAUGGCCAUGCUGCGUCAUUUGGCAAAUGGGAAUAGGCAAUGGCAAGCGUCAUUUCUUGACUUUUUUGAUGGCCUGCAUAGGUUAGAAAAAACAGCUGUAUAUUCCAGAAUAGGUCUUAUAAGCAUGCAAUAGACUGUUAUCACUUCAGAGGCAACUACUCCGCAUCCCUUAAGUUGUCUUAACAUGCAAAGGUGGUGAUUUCCUUUUUUAAAUAAUAUAGUUAUAGUGUGGCCCCAAGGAUAAGUCAUCAGAAAUAAGUAGCCCAAGAAACUUUAGGUCACGUCAAUAAACAUUACCAUGGUGAAAAGCAA